This is a messenger RNA of Myxozyma melibiosi, 1678 nucleotides long. RefSeq lists its product as uncharacterized. Lineage: Eukaryota; Fungi; Ascomycota; Lipomycetes; Lipomycetales; Lipomycetaceae. The transcript is spliced from 4 exons. Gene Ontology annotation, biological process: pyruvate decarboxylation to acetyl-CoA. The record is from RefSeq and is a predicted model, not a curated record. Bases 271 to 1266 code for a protein of 331 amino acids. Gene Ontology annotation, molecular function: dihydrolipoyllysine-residue acetyltransferase activity.
AUCCCACCGCCAUCUUCUCUUUCCUCUUUCCCUUCUCUUCUUGUAUCAACUGCACAAUUGCUGGUCAAUUGCAAACACAAACUGCUUUCUAUUCUACAGAGUACCUCUGCUGAUGUCUAUGCUGAGAAAUUUGGCCGUGUCGAGUGUGCGCAGAACCGCGCUUGCCGGCCGGUCGACAACCUGUUGCCGACGUAUGCAUCAGUCUCCUCAUUCAUGUUGCGAUUAUAUGUACAAGUUGAUGUUAACUGAGUGCGUUUGAUAGAUUUUAGAAUGACUGCGCUGAAUAGCGCGGCGUCGAAUUUGGGAAUGCCGGCGUUGUCGCCGACUAUGACCGAGGGCGGGAUUUCGUCCUGGAAGUUGAAAGAGGGCGACUCGUUUAGUGCUGGCGACGUGAUUUUGGAGAUCGAGACGGAUAAAGCGCAGAUGGCUGUCGAGGCUCAAGAUGAUGGAAUCCUAGUCAAGAUCUAUAAACAAGACGGCGACAAAGAAAUCAAGGUCGGCACCUCGAUCGGCGUCAUCGCCGAACCCGAAGACGACAUCUCGUCCCUCGAGAUCCCGGCUCCGGUCGACAUGAGCGCAGCAGCAGCCCCGGCGGCACCCGCUCCCGCUCCCGCUCCCGCAAAGAAAGAACCUACUCCCCCUCCCCCUCCUCCAUCUCCCCCCGCGCAGCCCAAGAAGAGCACCGGCGGCUCGACCUCUGCUGCUGGCGCGAAGAAAGCAGAUCCCGCGCAGGUGCUGUUUCCGUCUGUUCUGGGCUUGCUCGAAGCGAGCCAUAUCUCGGUCGCGGACGCGCUGGAGAAGAUUCCCGCGAGCGGACCGAAGGGGAGAAUACUCAAGGGCGACGUGCUGGCAUAUCUGGGCAGUAUCUCUGCGGGCAGCAUCGAUAAGCUUAAUAAGGUGAUUAAGGAGCGCGAGCAUCUUGAUUUGUCGAACAUUAAGAUUGCGGAGAAGAAGAAGGUGGAGAAGGAGGAGAAGGUGGAGAAGAAGGUUGAGAAGCCGAAGGUUGUUGAGAACUUUUAUGAGUUGUUGACGUUUAAUCCUCCCCGACCCGUCGUCAAGAAAGUCCUCCGGUCACCAGAGGUAAUCGAAAUCGUCGUCUCCUCCCCCAAGCCCAAAUCAACCCCCCCUCCCCCGGCUGAAGCCGAAGCUGCUCCGGCUGUCGAGCCCGUUGCCCCGGUGGCGCAGGUUCAUAAGAAGAAGACGGUGAGCCGGUUGGAUCAGAUCUUUUACGAUUUGGUGGACGUGCCCAAGAGCAAGUCUUUGUAGUCUUAUUUCUCUUCUUCUUUGUUUUGAUUAUUUGAGUGCAUUAGUUUACAACAGUAAAAUAAUUUAUUAUAGAUUCGGCUAUGCCACAGCUUAUUUACAACUUUGCAGAGAUACCGGAGACCGCGGCGGUGCGUAUACUGAACUUGAUCGGCACCCGCGGGUUGAUGUAGACUUCCUGGCAGUCUUCGUCCGGGACGCCGUUUUCGUGCAUCAGGACCGCAAAGUCGAUCACCUGGUUUGUGUUAGCUUGCGUAGAGAUGGGGUGCAGGAGAGUGUGGUGGAUACCUCUUUGAGAGCGACCAUGGGGGCGUGCCAUGUUCCUGUGGUUGGUGUGAGUGAGUCUGCUGUAGAUAAAGAGAAAAUAGAGAGAAGAUAGAGAGAGGGACGUACCUGGGCCAUAAGUAACAGCUUG